This is a messenger RNA of Ictalurus punctatus (channel catfish), 1469 nucleotides long. RefSeq names its product transmembrane protein 134 (gene tmem134). The record is from RefSeq and is a predicted model, not a curated record. NCBI's taxonomy places the organism in Eukaryota, Metazoa, Chordata, Actinopteri, Siluriformes, Ictaluridae. The transcript has 8 exons. Bases 259 to 879 code for a protein of 206 amino acids.
UACGCGCCGGAAGGAAAACGUGAUCAGAGAAAGAAACACGCAAGCUUGCGAGCUAAACUAGCAAAAAGUUCCGUCCAAAGUUUUUGUUCGUGUGAAUGCGCGAAUUUUAAUAUUUUGGAACGAGUUUGUUUAUUUUCUCCACGCACGGUUACCUAGGCAACGUCAUGUCGUAAAUGUGGAUCUCCGCACCCUAACACACACAAAAACAGCGACAUGUACAUCCAUCUUCACCCAGUGAGCGCCUGAGGGUCCGUAACCAUGGCGAAGCAGUUUACCAUUGACGAUGCCUUCUCAUUGGAGGGGGAGGAGGACGGGGCGGGGCCAGAGGGGGAUUUGGACGGAUGGAAGGAAAGAGAGAGGGAUCGUGAUGGAGAGAUGACGUUCGGCCCCCUGACUUUCUCCAAACCGCAGAGUCUUCCCUCCUCCUCCAACGGAACGAUGGAUCACAGCAACCUCAAAUACCAGAACCUGGAGAAUGAAGAGGUCUUGGGCAGUCCUGUAAACUCCACCUUCAACAACCUUUUUAAAAUCAGUGAUCCAGCCACGCUGUCUUACUGCAGCUCCCAGUGGUCAUUCAGCACACUCAGCUCCGUUACACAGCUCUCUGCACACUGCUGCGGGUGGACGUCUCAUCCUUUAAUAAAAAAGAACAGAAGAGUGGUGCUCGCCUCGUUCCUCCUCCUCAUCACUGGAGUUGCUCUGAUUUUUACAGGCAUUGUCCUCGAGUUAAACCCACACGCAGAGGUUUCAAGUGCAAUUUUCUUUGUAUCUGGAUUUCUUCUCUUCAUUCCCGGUGUUUACCACGUGAUCUACAUAAGCUGUGCUGUUAGAGGGCAAAGGGGAUUCAAGUUCUUUUACCUGCCGUACUUUGAGAAAUAGUGACUCUCUCUCUCUCUCUCUCUCUCUCUCUCUCUCUCUCUCUUUAUUUUUUUUUACGUUUUCAAUCACAAAAUACAGAAAUGAGAUGAAGCUCUAUAGGUAAUGCUUUAUAAUAAGAUUCCCUUCAUUAACAUUUAAUGAACAAAUCAUCAGUGUGAACAGUAAUAUAGCGUUAAUAAUAGUCACGUAAUCAACACUUGUAUCAAUUUGAUUGUUUACACGGUAAGGUUUAUUCCAUUUAGAUAAGAUAAUGUUUUACGAAAUGUUUGCGCUCGUUAAUUUGUGGAAAUCUAGCUUUUAAUCCCGCUGACCCGAGUUCGGCCGAUCGAUAUUUUAGCAUUUAUUUCUGUUGUGCGGAUUGAUAUCGAGUUAUCGAUGGAGUAUGCAAGAAAAAAAAACACUCCGUGUUGUGCUGUUAGGGGAAAAUGAUCGACAUCUGGGUGGUGCGGUGCGGUGCGGUGCGGAGCUACUGUUACCACCCUGCAAAAUAAUUGAUUAAUUUCCUAUAACCGCACAUCCUGACGUGAUUUAUUCCUCUUAUCCCACAGCAAUUUGCCAAUUAUUACAAUGUUACAAUUACAAUUACAGCA